Osmia lignaria (orchard mason bee) is the source of this 2802-nucleotide messenger RNA. It is a transcript of the gene dpa, whose product is annotated as disc proliferation abnormal. Gene Ontology annotation, molecular function: ATP hydrolysis activity; ATP binding; single-stranded DNA helicase activity. The record is from RefSeq and is a predicted model, not a curated record. Gene Ontology annotation, cellular component: MCM complex; nucleus. Gene Ontology annotation, biological process: double-strand break repair via break-induced replication; DNA replication; mitotic DNA replication initiation. NCBI's taxonomy places the organism in Eukaryota, Metazoa, Arthropoda, Insecta, Hymenoptera, Megachilidae.
AGCGUUCAUUUAUUAAUAAAACGUUUUAAAGGCGGGAAAGUAGCUUCGAUGCUCGUUAAUUAUCUUAUAGAAAUUAUAAAGACGUAUAAGAAAGAAUGUCAAGUCCUAUAAGAUCACCGGCUAGAGAUAGCCCACGGAGAACUCCUAGAAGACAAACUCAGGGUUCACGAUCCCCUUCUGUUUUCGGUACCCCCCGUGCUGCAGUUAGGAAUGAAGCUGACAAUAAUGUAGAAACUCCAUUGCGAUGGGGCACCAAUGGUACAAGACAAAAUGUUUUAAACAAUGGAAAUCGAGCUGCUACAAUUGUUGCUUCUUCGGAACAUGAAAGUGCAGCUGGUUCCAAUGAUCAUUCAACGGAUCGUUCUGGACCAAUUAAUGAAUCAGAAAGUGGUUUACAAUUGUCUUCUCCAGUCAAUUAUGGUACUCCUAGUUCUUUGGGAUCAAUUCGUACCCCAAGAAGCGGAAUACGUGGUACUCCAAUUCGACACAGACCUGACAUUAAUACAGAUAGGCAUUUAAGACAGUUUACGCUACAGGAACCAAUUCCAGAAGUUCCAAAUGCUGUAAGAACAUCAGAAAGCGAAACAGCAGGGCCUCAUUUAGUUGUUUGGGGAACAAAUGUGGUUAUAAGUCAAUGCAAGGAACAAUUUAAAUUGUUUUUUCAACGAUUUAUUGACCCCGAUGCGGAAAAUGACGAAUUACCGGAAAAUAUGAACUUAUCAGAACCCUUAUAUCUUCAGAAAUUAGAAGAAAUACAUACUUUAGAAGAGCCGUAUUUAAAUGUUAAUUGUGCUCAUAUAAAAGCUUUUGACAGUCACCUUUAUCAACAAUUAAUUUCUUAUCCUCAAGAAGUUAUACCGACUUUAGAUAUGGCAGCGAAUGAAUUGUUCUUUGAAAAAUUUCCUGCUGCAGUUCUAGAACAUCAGAUUCAAUCUCGUCCGUUCAAUGUAGAUAAAGUUAAGACCAUGAGAGAAUUAGAUCCUACCGACGUGGAUCAAUUAAUUACAAUACCUGGCAUGGUGAUCAGAGUAUCAACAUUAAUUCCGCAAAUGCGGGAGGCUUAUUUUAAAUGCAGCGUUUGUGCCUUCACGACUCUUAUCGAAAUUGAAAAGGGAAAAACCAAAGAACCUACAAUAUGCGCACAUUGCACGCAUAAAUAUUCUUUUACUUUGAUACACAAUUUAAGUCACUUUUCUGAUAAACAAAUGAUAAAGUUACAAGAGGCACCUGAUGAGAUGCCACAAGGACAAACUCCAUAUACUACUGUUUUGUUUGCGCAUAAUAAUUUAGUAGAUGCAGUGAUGCCUGGAGAUAGAGUUUCUGUUACUGGAAUUUUUAGGGCAUCGACGCAUAAGCCUAACUUUGAGCAUAAUUUACACGCUAUCUAUAGAACACAUAUUGACGUAGUUCAUUUUAGAAAGCAGGACUCUAAACGACUAUAUAAUCAAGAAGAUGGCAAAGAACAUAAUUUUACACCAGAAAGAAUUGAAGUUCUGAAAUCGUUAUCACAAAAGAGCAAUAUUUAUGAACAGUUGGCGAAACAAAUCGCUCCUAGUAUAUACGCGAAUGACGAUGUAAAGAAGGGAAUUAUAUUGCAGUUAUUCGGUGGAACUAGAAAAUCGUCCAUUGUGUAUGGUAAACAUUUUCGACCCGAUAUUAAUAUAUUAUUAUGCGGUGAUCCUGGCACAAGCAAAUCACAAUUAUUACAAUACAUUUAUAACUUGGUACCCCGCUCUCAGUACACCAGUGGAAAAGGUUCUAGUGCGGUCGGUUUAACAGCAUAUAUAACAAAAGAUCCAGAAACUAGACAAUUAAUAUUACAAACAGGAGCAUUAGGACUUGCUGAUAAUGGAAUAUGUUGUAUCGAUGAAUUCGAUAAAAUGAAUGAAAAUGCAAGAUCAGUAUUACACGAAGUAAUGGAACAACAAACUUUAAGUAUUGCUAAAGCUGGAAUUAUUUGUCAGUUAAAUGCUAGAACCAGUAUACUUGCUGCUGCUAAUCCUUGUGAAUCUCAAUGGAAUAAAAAUAAAACAGUUGUUGAAAAUGUAAAAUUACCGCAUACUCUACUUUCUCGAUUCGAUCUAAUUUUUUUGAUAUUGGAUCCUCAAUGCGAUACAUAUGAUAGCAAACUUGCAACUCACAUGGUGUCUUUAUAUUAUACAACUUUGGAUGAAAACGAGGACGAACAAAUAGAUAAAAGCGUUGUUCGUGAUUAUUUAGCAUUUGCGAAAGAACACGUUCAUCCUAUUCUCAAUGAAGAAAGCCAACAGAGAUUGAUACAAGCAUACGUUGAUAUGAGAAGAGUUGGAAGAGGACGCGGACAAAUAACAGCGUAUCCUAGACAAUUAGAAUCUUUGAUACGAUUAUCCGAGGCGCAUGCCAAAGUACGAUUAAGCUCUAUUGUAGAGCCACAGGAUGUUGAAGAAGCUUGGAGAUUACACAGAGAAGCUUUGAAACAAUCUGCCAUCGAUCCGUUAAGCGGUAAAAUAGAUAUAAGUAUUUUAACAACAGGUGUAUCUUCGGUAGCCAGAAAAAGGAAGAAGGAGUUGUGCGAUGUGAUUCAAAAGCUUAUUGAAAAGAAGGAUAAAAUUCAUAUACUUAAUCAACAAAAACUUUUGGCUGAAAUAAGACAAUCUUCUGAAAUGCUUAUUAACAGAGACAUGUUUGAAGAUGCUUUAAGAGAACUACAAGACAAUGGAUUAAUAACAAUAAUCGGAAAAAACAGUAUUCGUAUUUCUUAAUUUAUCACGUAUUUUUUACUAUUUUUAUAAUGAAUUUAACUAUAAUAAGAAAAAAAAUUAG